GCCUCCGCGACGCGGGCUGCUCAGCGGCGGGCCUGCCUUGAGGAGUGUCCCUCGUUCGCUCGCCUCCUUCCGCGCACCUGCUGCCGCCGCCGCCGGCAACCGCCGCCUCUUACUUCCCCGCUUCCGGCCUGCCAGAUACGGCCCUCGCGCGCGGCACGAACAGGCCCCGCUCUCCGCUUAACCCUCUCGUCGCCGAGCCUCUCCUUUCCUUCUUCCGAGCGGAGCCGGUGGGCGGCGCGGCCAUGGCGGACACGGCGCAGAACGGGCCCAUGCAGGGAGGGGCGGGCGGCGGAGCCGUGCAAUUUCUGAUUACUAAUAAGUUGGAUACAGCAAUGUGGCUUUCCCGUAUAUUCACAGUUUACUGUUCGGCUUUAUUUGUCCUGCCUCUUCUAGGGUUGCAUGAAGCAGCUAGCUUUUAUCAACGUGCCUUGCUGGCAAAUGCUCUCACCAGCGCCCUUCGACUUCACCAAAGGCUACCACAUUUUCAGCUAAGCAGGGCGUUCCUGGCUCAAGCCUUGCUGGAGGACAGCUGCCACUACCUUUUGUAUUCCCUCAUCUUUGUCAAUUCCUACCCUGUUACAAUGAGUAUUUUCCCAGUUCUGUUGUUUUCUUUGCUUCACGCUGCCACCUACACAAAGAAGGUUCUUGAUGCACGAGGUUCAAAUAGUCUUCUUUUCCUAAGAAAUCUCUUGGACAAGUUAAAUGCUAAUCAGCAAAACAUCCUGAAAUUUAUAGCUUGCAAUGAGAUCUUCUUGAUGCCGGCUACUGUGUUUAUGCUUUUCAGUGGGCAGGGAAGCUUGCUGCAGCCAUUUAUUUACUACAGAUUUCUUACACUCCGUUAUUCCUCCCGCCGAAAUCCAUAUUGCCGAACCCUCUUCACGGAACUUCGGAUUGUCGUUGAGCAUGUCAUCAUGAAACCGUCGUGCCCGGCAUUUGUACGAAGGCUCUGUGUCAGCAGCAUUUCUUUUAUAAGCAGACUGGCACCAACAGUUGCAUAGUCAACACUGGAAACAUGCGUAUGUUUGUCUGAUGAACUUUCUAAGCAGCUGGUAUUUCUGCUGGUGAUUUAUAAAUUCUGGAUCUCAGUCAAGGUUGUAUGGAAACAUGUUUUCUUCCAAGAGCCUGUUCUGUGAAUUGUAUCCUAUAUGUUUAAAAAGUCUUGUUUUUCAAGAUGUUUCCGUGCUUUGUGGAAGAUGAACGCUUGCCAUCUUAGACAGAAUACUUUCCAAUGCAAAACAGUGGCGACAACCCUGCCUUGUACAAUAUGGCUUUUGUGCUGUCAUGUAUGUCCUCUUCGAUACUGAAUGAAAAUACUUAUUCAAAAAAUAAUAAUAAUGUCCAGGCAAUACUAGCUGGAUUGUGUCUAACAAGCUGCAAGCUGUGGCUGCAACAUAACUAGUAGCCUCUUAGGGGUACCUAUUGAAAUCUCUACCCAUGCGGUACAUUUGAGUCAGUAUUCCUUCCAUUCAGUAAAUGAGACAAGUUUAGUCAAUUGAGUAAAUCAUUGUGGUCAAUACAAAUCAAUUGGCACCUACUUCGAAUGUGAACAGUAGAACGAAGCAUCACAUUUCAUUGUUCUGAUUUAUUGAAUGCUUUUGAAAUGGAAAGCUCUCCACCCUUCCCUAAGCACUUUAUUUCUUUGUAAAGUAAAUAUUUCUCUAGAUCAUCUGACUGCCCUAUUUUUUCCCCUGUCUUCCAAAAAGCAGGCUUCUUAAAAUGCCAGUCUUUGAAAUGUCUGAAUAAUAAAGAUGGAUGUUACAUUAAUUUUCAAUAUA
Messenger RNA from Podarcis raffonei (Aeolian wall lizard), 1775 nucleotides. It is a transcript of the gene TMEM33, whose product is annotated as transmembrane protein 33. Lineage: Eukaryota; Metazoa; Chordata; Lepidosauria; Squamata; Lacertidae. Gene Ontology annotation, cellular component: endoplasmic reticulum; membrane. The transcript has 7 exons. The record is from RefSeq and is a predicted model, not a curated record. The coding region runs from base 243 to 998 and encodes 251 amino acids. Gene Ontology annotation, biological process: membrane organization; endoplasmic reticulum tubular network organization.